Molecule: messenger RNA, 6121 nt
Organism: Centruroides sculpturatus (bark scorpion)
Lineage: Eukaryota; Metazoa; Arthropoda; Arachnida; Scorpiones; Buthidae
Product: cytoplasmic dynein 2 heavy chain 1-like
Exons: 34
Biological process (GO): microtubule-based movement
Cellular component (GO): dynein complex
Molecular function (GO): ATP binding; dynein intermediate chain binding; minus-end-directed microtubule motor activity
Source: RefSeq, a predicted model, not a curated record
UUCUAUUGUCAUGCGCGUAUUUAUUUCUGUUGCUAGGCGACCAUAUAUCAACAAAAUGGAAUGCCAUGUGUCUAAACGAAAUUGAUCGUGCAAUGUCGUAAAAAUAAAAGUUUCAUUCUACAAUGUCAAGUGGGGAUUCUAGAAAAGACUUUAUAUUGUCUGCCAUUGUAGAUUUUUUUCAGUUGCAAUCAAAACAAUAUUUGUUGUCGUCAUUAUUUUCUUCAGAAUCAUUAAAUAAUUUUUUAGACGAUAAAAAUUGUUUUAUUUUAAGUGCUCAGAUUGGUACAACUAAAGAAGAAAUAGAAAUUAUAUUACAAAACAAGGUGGAUUCUGAAAAGAAUCAGAACAGGAUCUUAAUAUUUGUGAAGGUGUAUCCAAAUGUUAUCACACCAGAUAACUUGUAUAGUGACAUUUUUAUUUCAUCCAUAUCUGAUUCUCCUAUUACAGCACUUUAUCACACUGUUAAAAAAGUAUUUGCUCCUGUAUUGUUAAGAAAUGAACGUUGGAGUGAAAUAUUUAAUCCAAAACUACAGAACUUAUUAUGUGAUUUAGAAGCUGGUCUUGGUACAGUUGUUAGACAAACAGAUCCCAAUGUUAAAGUACAUCAAAACAAGUCUUUAUCUGAAAUUCAAACACCAUUAGAUGAAUUUAAAUAUUGGGCAGAUAAAUCAAUUAAUGGAAAAAGUGAUUCUGAAAAACAAAGGGCUAGUUAUUUUUAUGAAAUCUUUAAUCAAUUAGAAAAUGGUUUUUCUAAUUUAAACUCAUUAUCAUUAGUUGAAUGUAAAGAUUUCUUUGAUAUAGUUUUUACUGUGUUAGAUGAUAUCUGGAAACAAGAAGAAUAUUCUCCUCCAUAUCCUCAGGACAGAAUGGAACAUUUAUUAGAUAUUAUUGGUAAUGCAGUUGCUAUUCAUAUUCAGAAGAAGCUUAGUCAUUUAGGAUUAUGGGAGCAGUCAUUUUCUGUUAUUGAAGAUUAUCUUCAUCAAGCAAUUGAUUUAUGUGAAACUUGGCAAGAUAUUUGUCAAAAAUUAACUACAAUUUUUUGGCCAAAUUUUAGAAAUCAUCCAUGGAAGAAAAGUGCAUUUAUUCCAAAAUACAUUGUAAAAUUUUCAGAAAGAUUACUUCAGAUUUUAGAUCUGAGAGCUGUACAUUAUCAAUUAACAAAACUUCUUAGUCUUGAAGAACAAAAUGAAUUACAAAUGAAUAAAGUUUUUUUAGUGUUUAAAGAUUUGAAUCCUCUUCAGUAUAAUUCAUACACAGAUCAAAUAUGGAAGUCAGCCAUAAAAAGAUAUGAAGAUGAACUUUUUCCUGCUGAAAAAAGAGUUGCUAAUAAACUUAGAAUGCAAUUACAAACAACUCAAAAUAAUGUCUUGCAGUUAAUACAGCAGUUUAAAAGAUAUGAAGAAUUAAUUAAAAGGCCAGGAAUCCAAAAUGAAUUAACUCCUGAAAGAGAAAUGCUUCUUGGUCAACUUUUAGAAUACAUUGCAAAUGUACGUCAAGAAUUUUCUAAUUGUAUUAAAGGAAAUAAUGAAAAUUUACCUCAGCUUACAAAUAUGCCUGAAAUUAUUAACAGUAUAGUAUGGGUCAGACAGCUAGAGAAAAAGUUAACUGAUAUUAGAAAGAUAGCACAGGUAUUAUUGAAAGAUUUGUCAAGUUAUCAGAAUUUUUCUAAAGAAUUGGAAGAGGUAAUGGGUGAAUUUCAUGAAUAUCAUAAAGAACAAUUUGGUAAUUGGUGCAGAGAAAUUCAGCUUGGUAUCAAAGAAAAAUCCUUGGGUCUUGACAUAAAUCAACCAGUAAUAUCAUUAGAUAAAGAAGGACAACCUUAUGUUAACUACAGUCCACGUUUAGUGUCAUUGAUGAGAGAAGUUCGUCAGCUUCGUGUUUUGGGAUAUAAUAUACCAUCCCAAAUACAAGAUCUUGAUGAUAAAGCAAAAAUCUAUUAUAGUCAAGCUAAAGAUCUUCAGCAGAGUUUGUAUGGUUUGUCAAUGCCUUCGUUGGUUAAAGCCUCUAUUAAUGCUCUGGAAUAUAUGGAAUCGAAAGCCUUUUCAAAGUCAAUGAAGGCUAUUGCCAGUUUUUAUAUAAAUUGUUUCUUUCUGAUAAAUUUUAGAAAUUGUAUGCUCCAGUUUCGUCCACCUAUUGAAGAAAUUCGAGCUAAAUAUUAUUCUCAAAUGAAGAAAUUUCUUUCAAUACCUGUAGUUUUUAAAGGCGUAAAUGAUUUUACUGAAAAUCUUAUUUUUCCCAUUAUCAUUGAACGAAAUUCACAACAAUUCAUAAAUAUUUAUAAAAAGGCUGAAGAAUUGUUUAAAAAUUUAGAAUCCAUUAGGAAUAAAUUAAAGGAUUGGGUUGUAUUAGGAUCUUUGAAUAUAGAAGAUUUUGUGGAUAAUCAUUGUCAUUCACCAGAAGAUUGGAAAAGAAGUUUUAAAGUAAUCAAAGCAAAAAGUCAAGAAUUUAGUAAAUUACAAUUGGAAGACGAAAAACUUGACUGUAUUAGUAUCAGUUAUGCACCAAUCAAGGCAUAUGUAGAUUAUCUGUUAUCUGAACUUGAUGUUGUUAUGGUAAGAAGUUUAAGAAGAUCUGUACAAAAGGAUUGUCAAGUUUUGCAAGAAUUUUUAACCGAAGCAAUUGCAAAACUUACAUAUAAUCCACAAUCUGUAGAAGAAUUAGCUGAAGCUAAUAAGAAGCAAUUAGAAUAUCAUCAGAAAAAAGAACAUUUUUUGCAGCUUUAUGAAGAUGUUCAAAUAAAGAAUGAAUUUUUGGGCAAAUGGUCAAGAAGUGCAGUUAUUGAAUUAAGCAGUCUCCAAGGGCAAUGGGAUAUGUUUGAACGUAUAAUUGAUGAUCAUUCUGAAUUAAUUACUCAGCAGAUUGAAGUAUUAAAAACAAAAGUGUUAAAUGAUUUAAAAAAUUAUGAAAAAGAAAUAGAAAGGUUUUCAGCACAUUGGCAUCAAUUGAAACCUCAAAAUGAAGCAUUUAAUGGAGGUAUAAAUCAAGUAGAAAUGGCCAUUACUGUAAUAAAAGAAAAACGAAUUGAAUUUAAUGAACUGAUAAAAACUAAAGAAAAAUUAUUGAAUGAUAUUGAGCAAUUUAAUGUACCUGCACCUGAUUUAUCUGUAAUAGAAGAGUUGGAAAAAGAUUUACAAAAUACUGAACAAAUAUGGUUUUUAUUUGAUGAAUUUAAAUCAGGAAUGGAUGAAUUAUCAAAAGAAGAAUGGAUUUUAUUUAGAAAUAAAGUGCAUCAUUUUGAAUUGUUUCUCAAUAACUGGGUUGAAAAGAUUGAAAAACAAGAAAUAACAGAUGAGCCAAAAACAAUUACUGUUUUGCUACAUCAAGAAAUUAAUAAUUACAAGAAAGUUAUACCAGCAUUAAAAUAUUGUAGAGGUGAUGUAUUUUCUUCAUCACAUUGGGCUAAUCUGUUUCAUAUAUUAAAUAUGCCAAAUACUCCAAUUGAAAAAUUAUUAUUUGGUGAUUUCUUAAUGGCUAAAGACAAAAUUAUUGAUAAUAUUGAAAAUUUAAAAGAAUUAAAUAAUAGAGCACAAGGUGAAGUAACCAUUCGAGAAGCUUUGAAUGAAUUAGAUCUUUGGAGUGCAAGAGCUAAAUUUUCAAUAACUGAACACGAAGAUUCACAAAAGAAGAAAAUUAUUCUUAUUAAAGACUGGAGAGAUAUAUUAAACAAGGUUGGUGAAAACCAAUGUUUAAUACAGUCAUUGAAAGAUUCUUCUUAUUACAAACAUUUUGCUGAUCGUGCAAGUAUUUGGGAAAAUCGUCUAACUACAUUGGAUUUAUCACUUCAGCAGUUAAAUCAGGUCCAGAGAAAAUGGGUUUAUUUAGAACCUAUUCUUGGAAGAGGAGCAUUGCCUUCUGAACAUACACGUUUUCAAAAUAUAUGUAAUGAUUUUAGAUCUAUAAUGGAUAAUGUGGCUCAAGACUUGCAUGUUAUUUCACUGACAAAUUACUCAGGAUUAAGUUCAAAAUUAAAUAAUCUUAUAGAUCAGUUACAUAGAUGUCAGAAAGCUCUUAAUCAGUUUUUGGAGGAUAAACGAUCAAUAUUUCCACGAUUUUAUUUUAUUGGUGAUGAAGAUUUGCUGGAAAUACUAGGACAGGCAACUCAACCACGUAUUAUUCAAUCACAUUUGAAAAAAUUAUUUGCUGGAAUACAUUCCGUAGAAUUUGAUGAGGAGUGUAGUCAUAUUAUUUCAAUAAAAUCUGUUGAAGAAGAAAUUGUACCUCUUCAGCAUAAAAUUCAAGUUACACCAAAUAUUGAAGUGUGGUUAGGAGAGUUAGCAAAAGAAAUGAAGAACACACUGAAGUUAUUAUUGAAACAAAGUCUUAAAAUUAGUAAAGUUGAAGGACAAGGCGGAUUGGAUCCUUCUAAUUUUCCUUCUCAGAUUCUUUGCUUAACUGAACAAAUAUUGUUCACAGAAAAAUGUGAGAAAGCAAUCCAGAAUAAUUCUUUACAUCAUCUUUUGGAUGAAAUGAAAGCACAACUAGAUUCAUUUACCAACACUGACUUAUCAGAAUCAACUGUUGAAAGUUAUAUCUUGAGUUUAAAAUUAAAAGCACUUAUUCUUGAUACAAUUCAUGAAAUAGCUAUUGUUGAACAUUUAAUUGAUAAAAAAGUGAAAAAUUUAAAUGAUUGGUAUUGGCAGAAACAAUUGAGAUUUUAUUUACGAAGUGAUGGUGUUGCCAUUGGAAAAAUGGUAGAUGCAGAAUUUGAAUAUACAUAUGAAUAUCAGGGAAAUCCUUCUAAACUUGUACAUACACCACUUACAGAUAAAUGCUAUCUCACAUUGACUCAAGGAAUGAAAAUGGGAUUGGGUGGAUAUCCAUAUGGUCCUGCUGGAACAGGGAAAACUGAAUCUGUAAAAGCAUUGGGAAAUCUUAUGGGUAGACAAGUACUAGUAUUCAAUUGUGAUGAGGGUAUUGAUGUGAAAUCAAUGAAUAGAAUAUUUAUAGGUUUAGUAAAAUGUGGAGCUUGGGGUUGUUUUGAUGAAUUUAAUCGACUUGAAGAAGCUGUUUUAUCUGCUUUGUCUGUGCAGAUCCAGUCUAUACAAUCAGCUUUAAAAAAUAAAGUUACUGAAAUUGAAUUGCUUGAUAGAAAGGUUGAUGUCAAUCCAAAUUCUGGAAUAUUCAUUACUCUAAAUCCAGCUGGUAAAGGAUAUGGUGGAAGACAAAAGUUACCAGAUAAUUUAAAACAACUUUUUCGACCUGUUGCAAUGUCUGUUCCUGAUAAUGAACUUAUUGCAGAAGUUUUACUAUUUUCUGAAGGAUUUAAGCAUUCAAAAAUUCUUGGUUGUAAAUUGGUAGCAAUAUUUAAUUUAGCAAAAGAUUUGUUAUCACAACAACAACAUUAUGAUUGGGGUCUUCGAGGCUUGAAAACUAUUCUUCAAAGCUGUGGAAAAUUACUUCAAACAGAAAAGCAUAAGGAAAGUAAUAAAAAAGAUAUUGGAAGUGAAAUGUUCGAGACUGAAUUAGUUGUUCAAGCUCUAAGAAUAAAUACUAUAUCAAAAUUAAGUUUUGUGGAUGCAAAACAUUUUGAUGAAUUAGUUCUUGAUGUAUUUCCAAAUGUUAAAUUAAAAAAUUUAGAAUAUGAAACAUUAUAUAAAACAGUUAAAGAAGUCUGCACUGAAAUGAAAAUGAUGAUUAUUGAGAAUCAGGUGAAAAAAGUAAUGGAAUUAUAUGAACAGUUACAACAAAGAAUAGGAGUUGUUAUUGUUGGUUUGAGUGGUUCUGGAAAAUCAACAUUAUGGAAAUUAUUAAAACAUGCACUAAAUAAAAUGGGGAAAAAUGUUAAACAUUAUCUAAUGAACCCCAAGGCAAUUUCUCGGAUUCAGUUAUUAGGUUUUAUUGAUGUUGAUACAAGAGAAUGGCAUGAUGGUGUUCUUACAACUAGUGCAAGAGAAGUUGUGCGAGAAUCUCAAGAUGUUCAUUCUUGGAUUAUAUGUGAUGGUGAUAUAGAUCCAGAAUGGAUAGAAUCAUUGAAUUCAGUACUUGAUGAUAACCAUUUAUUAACAUUGCCAUCAGGUGAAAGAAUACAAUUUGGUCAAAAUGUUAAUUUUCUGUUUGAAACAGAUGAUUUAAAUAAUGCCUCACCUGCUACUAUUUCAAGAAUGGGAAUUAUCUUCUUAAG